AUGACUAACAGCUCUCCACCGUCGAUUCUGCCAGAUGUACCAGGCUCGUUAGACGGCCCAUUGUUAGAGUCACAGAACUCGAAUACGCCAACAGGUACACCAAGUUCUCCACCAUCGAUUCUGCCUGAUGUACCAGAUUUGUCUGACGGCGGGCCGUCAGAAUCACAAAACACGAAUACGCCAACGGGUACACCAAGCUCUCCACCAUCGAUUCUGCCUGAUGUACCAGAUUUGCCUGACGGCCAACCGUCAGAAUCAGAAAAUACUAAUACGCCAACGGGUACACCAAGUUCUCCACCGUCGGUUCUUCCUGAUGUACCAGAUUUGGUAGACGGCUCACCGUCAGAAUCACAAAACUCUGAUACGCCAACGGGUACACCAAACUCUCCACCUGAUGCACCAAACUUGUCUCCUGAGUCAUCGUUGGAUUUACCGAAUUCUCCAUCGCAAGAUUCUCCACCUAAUGUUCCAUCACCAGACUCUCCAUCUGUUUCGUCGCCAGACUCUUCGUCUGACGUUCCACCGUUGGAUUCUCCAUCUGAUGCUCCAUCGGACUCUCUUCUCGAGCCCCCAUCUUCUGUACCUCCGUCGUCCAAACCUCCAUCACUAGACUCCCCAUCCGAGCAUCCGCCCUCUGAGCCUCAAUCAUCCGUACCUCCGACCUUUGAGCCCCCAACAUCCGUGCCGCCAUCUUCCGAGCCUCCGUCCCACAUGCCUUCGUCAUCAAAGUCUGCGUCUAAGGAAUCACCAACGGAAGACAAUCCGUCAAAGUUGGACGAGGUGGAAACUCCAGCUCUAGAUGAAAUCGUUGAGUCCCCCGCUCCUGUAACUGCUAAACCACUUGAUCGUAGCGAUAUUUCUUUUGAAUCUCCAACAGGUGAGCCAGAAUUACCUGUCGUGACAAAGUCACCUCUCGCCAUUGAGACGAAUCCGAUUGAUGAGGAUGAAGUUGGGGAAGUACUGGAGCAGAAUGCGAUAGAACAAGCAGAACAGACACAAUCGGAUGUCAUCAUGUACGAUGCGUCGUCAACUCCAAUACCAGCCAAGAAAGGUCUAUCUGAUCCAUUUGCCAUUCCCGACAUAUCAACCUCAACGGUGCAGCCUGUGGUACUUAAUAUUGGAGGAACUACUAGUAUGAGUGAGCCAACGAAUCUCAUGACAUAUGUUCGAGGAAAAACAACAGCGUCUGACAGUUCGAUGGCGGAUACUCCUCCCAAUGUUAUUGGAGGACGAAAUACGUACGUGGACACGGAGGAUAGUGACAUUCUCUCGGCAUCUACAUCUGCUUUGCAUGACUUUUUGCGAUACUCUUCCGUGGCAUUCGCUGGUAUAUCAUUGGCGCUGUUGCUCUUUUUCCAUUUUGUUUCUCUAGAUGCGACUUUAUUGUGGGUCAAUGCGGCGUGGAGUCCAAACACAUGGGAAUUUAUAUUUUACAUUAGUUAUUUGCAGCAAAUGCAAAUUACUUCAGAACUCACACUACUCAAGACGCCAUACUUUUUAUGGGAUUACACAGAUUCAUUUGCCUGGAGCAACUUUUUAAUUCAAGACACAACGUCUACCGGUUCACCUGACUCUCGUCGACUUGAAACAAUUAUCUUGGGUGGAUUGGUCUCGUACGCGGACCGAAUUGGUAUUCCCGAAGAUAAUUUAUUGAUCCACGGUGCCAUUGGUUUUGCUGUGAUUAUGGGAAUCUUAGUCACCGUGUUUCUAGUACUAGCAGUGCUUGCCAAACGCAAAGCAGAGCGUGCUUUAGACGACUCAUCGGAUCUUUCAAAUUAUACAUCGGGUGUCCAUCGUCUUCGUAGCGUUUCAAUUCGUGCAUUGGGUCUAUGCGUACUCGUUUGGUACUUUGCACUCUUUCCUUUGAGUAUGCUAGCAUCUUUUGAAAUCUCGAUGGAAGUGCAAGCUGCGGUAGUAGCAGAUCCACUGAUCGUCGCCAUUAUUGCGCUCGUCCUCGUGUGUUUUGGUGUAUUGGCUAUUGCUGGACGUGUUAUCAUGCACAAAUCAAAGGAUGAACUAGAACAAUUUGAAAAUUUAGCUACUUGGGGCUCAUUGUAUUGCGAGUAUACGUACCGCAGUCGCAUGUUCUUCGUAAUUGACGUUGUUGCUCAAAUUUCAACUGGUGUCCUAGUAGGCUGCGUAUCAAACGAUCCAACACAGCUAAUUGCUGUCAUGGCUAUUCAAGCCUUUUAUCUCGCGUGUGUUUUUAUCAUGUCACCAUUUGCAGAUGAAAUGGUGCUUCGUAUCACGUACAUAUUGGGUUUGCUUAAGAUGCUAAAUUUUGGCUUGGCGUUUGCAUUCUUGGGUACCAAUACCAUGUCGGCCACUUCUCGUUCACGCAUAGCUCACGCUUAUAUUGGGAUUAACUCGAUUGUGAUAAUUGUGUGGUUUGUACGCCAAUUGGUUGUCUUUAGUACGUACAUUCGUGCGUGGAUGGCGCGUACAAAUGAAGAAAAUCAGCGCAAUGGCUCAACACUAAAGUACGAACGUCAUACGGACACCGAAUCGGAAUUAUGGGCUAGUCAUUUCACGGUCAAUGGAAACCAAAAUCGAGGAGUUACGAAUCAGUUUGAUCAGAACGCGACACUUUCGUUUCCAGGCGAUACGUCAAUGCAGUCGAUGCAGUCGAUGCAGCCGUCGUUUCAAAGCUCAUCAACGUCUUAUAAUCAGAUGCCUCCAACUCAGUCGAUGGCUGAUCCACCACAGUAUCAGCACCACUCCAAUCGCAAGUAUGAAAUUGGCUUUUAG
This is a messenger RNA of Plasmopara halstedii, 2748 nucleotides long. Its product is annotated as TRP-like family. The coding region runs from base 1 to 2748 and encodes 915 amino acids. Lineage: Eukaryota; Oomycota; Peronosporomycetes; Peronosporales; Peronosporaceae. Gene Ontology annotation, biological process: transmembrane transport. The transcript has 2 exons. The record is from RefSeq and is a predicted model, not a curated record.